CACCUUUCUGUCAUAAAAUGUUAUACUAACGCACAAUCUGAUUUAUUACUGCAGUUUCAGGUUGAGAUGAUCAUUGACAGUAAUCAGUAGGAAUAGGAUGCGGCUAUGUGACAGUUUGUAUAUCAAAGCCAGUUUGCUGCAAAUUCUAGAUGCUGUCCCGGACCAACAUAAUAGGACAAAUUGUUUACGAAUGAGGACGGAUAUAUAGUAAAUUAGUGCUGUGUGUGUAGUGAAAGUUAACUAAUAUAUAUCAACAUCACUAGCUGAUUUGCAUGUAGUUACUGUUAAAUCAACUGAAGGCUGUAUGAGGCAAAGUGCAAAUAACAGAUGCAAGCUCACAUGCAUACAGCUCAACUUAUACAAUCACAAAGGAGCACUCUAAGGCGAGCAUUCACGUCCAGCUAACAUCACAGGUCACGUGAUCAAUAGAUAUGAGAUAGACUUCACGAUGUUGAUUAAGCAGUUGGCAACAGCGUUUAGAAAGGCCGUGGCACCCAGCGUGCUGCUCGACAGGGGCAUCGUAAAAGAGGCAGUGCACAAUCGAGCCGUACACUGGACCGACGCGUUCCGGAGUGGCGGCUGGCGCAGUACUCGCAUCUCUGCGGCACGAUUGAAAAAGCUGCGCGACAUGUGCGACGAGAAGUGCCUGGUGAUCGGCCGGCUGCUGACACGGCAGUGCGAGGUGUACGUCGCUCAGCGCAUCCGCCACUUCAUGCAGAUCAUCGCGCUCUACCGGCGGCUCUACACCGAACAGACGCUGCGCCGCAUCGUCGCCGGACUCGGCCGCAGCCUCUCGUCGCGCUCUCGCGUCGGCUUCGCUCUCAGCGCCGCUCUCUUCAGCUGGGAUAAUGAACGCAUCAGCGAAGAGGACAUGGAGCGGGUCGUUGCCGACAUGGAACACAUCGAACACCUGCGCGAUCCCGACAAGCGGUUCGCACACUACAUGGACCAGUGGGAGCUGAUGAUCGACGAGGCGCACCUGAAGCUGUGGCGGCGGCCCCUGCCCGACUGCAACUAUCUGUACGAGUACAAGGUGUAUGGAACCUUCUACGAUGUGCCGUCGAUCGCCUUCUACAUGGUGCAGAUCGACUGCGAGUACCGCAAGCAGUGGGACCGGCUCGUGAUCGCGCUCGACGUGAUCGACACGGACGACGAGAGCGGCUCCGAGGUCGUGCACUGGGUGACGAAGUAUCCGUACCCGAUGUACAGCCGCGACUACGUGUACAGUCGGCGCGGCAAGGUGGACGACGAGCGCGGCGUGAUGGUGCUGGUCGCGCGCGCCGUCGAGCACCCGCAGCGGCCCGCGACCGACUCGUACGUGCGCGUCAGCCAGUACGUCUCGCAGAUGGUCAUCCGGCCGCACCGCGGCUUCACCGACUGCGGCUUUGACUACACGCUCACGUACAGCGACGACCCACAGGCGCCGUUUCCCGGCCCCGCGUACCGCUGGUUGGCGAGGAAGGGAGUGCCCGACUUUGUCGAGAAGCUGCACGUCGCCGCGAAGAUGUACCAGGAUAAGCAGGGCGGCCAGAAGGCGACGAGACAGCAGGUGGCAGAGGCCAGCGCACCGUCCGGCAUUCAGAUCAACUAUGCAGCUUAGCUAUGUACGCGGGCAGAUUUCCUUUGUAAUUGAAAAGGUGGGUAGGUCCUCAGUGUGUGCCAGUGUAUGACAUUGACAUGCGUCAUGUUACACAAGGUUAGUACGUGUCGUGUGGGUUUUGGGCAUUUUAGUUUGAUUGCGUGCAAAGUUAAAGCCACUGCCGUUGGGUAUUCACGAGAAUUUUUUUAAUAAAAAUCGGCAUUUUAAAAUCGCUAAGAUCAGACAUCAGUAAAUUCUGGGGGUGCGUUUAUACAUCAAAAUUCAAGAAUCAGUAUUUUAAAAAUAUUUCACAUUUAAAUAGGGGCAUCUGUAUAUUUUGAUUACUGGACUAAUAUUCGCCAACAUCAAUAAGCUUAUUUCGAUUUCCCACGGAACUUGGCAUGCCUGGUAAUCAUAGUGUAGCUUGGUCAGAAAUCUCAGCUACCAAUCAAAUGCCUGCCACAGUGUGAGAACAUAACUGGGUGUGUGUAUAAUGCAGAAAACAGCAGGUUUACAUCUUUCUCUUAAAAUUUUUAAUUGCCUUGAAGACAAUGUGUCAUUGUCAGACAUGAAAAAGGUUUCUACAAUCUUGGUUAGGUACUAUUAACUAUUUGGAGUUUAAGUAGCAGUUAUUAGGCCAUCCUUAAAAAAUUAUAUGUUUGCUGUCCCCCGACCCAUGA
Messenger RNA from Priapulus caudatus, 2259 nucleotides. Its product is annotated as stAR-related lipid transfer protein 7, mitochondrial-like. The transcript has 3 exons. Lineage: Eukaryota; Metazoa; Priapulida; Priapulimorpha; Priapulimorphida; Priapulidae. Bases 449 to 1600 code for a protein of 383 amino acids. Gene Ontology annotation, molecular function: lipid binding. The record is from RefSeq and is a predicted model, not a curated record.